AAAUCACUAAGAGACAUACUCAAGGUCCACAGGGAAUCUCUUAAUCUAUGAGGAGGGAAGUCAUUUAUGAGCAGCGCUGGACUUUCAUUCAUAUGACAAUGUUGGUGCGGAUAUUACUACUCACUGUGGGUGUGUCUGGACUGUCCUGGGGUCAGCGGACUGAACCCAUGUUUGCCUCAGUAACUCAGAGUGUUUUCCCUCCGGACUAUGAGAAUAACCCCACGCAGCUCAACUACGGCGUGGCUGUCACUGAUGUGGAUGGAGACGGAGAUCUGGAGAUGUUUGUGUCAGGCUACAAUGGCCCAAAUCUGGUGUUAAAGUAUGACAAGUUUAAGAAGAGGCUUGUUAACAUUGCAGUUGACAACCGCAGUUCUCCAUAUUACGCACUCAGAGAUCGUCACGGCAAUGCCAUCGGAGUGACAGCAUGUGACAUAGAUGGUGAUGGCAGGGAGGAAAUUUACGUCCUUAACACUAAUAACGCCUUCUCAGGUAGAGCAACAUACACUGACAAGCUCUUUAAGUUUCGUAAUGGAAGGUUUGAGGAUCUCCUCAACGAUGACAUAAAUGAACACAGAGACGUUGCCAAUCGUGUGGCUGGCCGGUCAGUCGCAUGUGUGGACAGAAAGGGAACAGGUCGUUAUUCCAUCUACAUUGCCAAUUAUGCCAGCGGGACUGUAGGUCCUCAUGCUCUGAUUGAAAUGGAUGAAAGUUCAAGUGACCCGUCCAAGGGAAUCAUUGCGCUGUCAAACGUGGCCGAGCAGGCCGGAGUCAACAAGUUCACAGGGGGACGGGGGGUCGUGGUCGGUCCGAUCCUCAGUCAGACCCUACCUGAUAUAUUCUGUGACAAUGAGUACAGCCCUAACUUCCUGUUUCGCAACAACGGAGAUGGUACAUUUACAGAUGUGGCGGCACAAGCCGGGGUCGAUGACCCAAUGCAGCAUGGCCGUGGAGUGGCGUUAGCCGAUUUUAAUCGAGAUGGGAAGACAGACAUUGUCUAUGGAAACUGGAAUGGGCCUCAUCGUCUGUUCCUACAGCUCAGCAACAAUCGCAAGCAAAGGUUUAAGGACAUUGCCACACAGAAGUUUUCCAUGCCGUCUCCUGUUCGCACUGUCAUCGUAGCUGAUUUUGAUAAUGACAAUGAACUGGAGGUUUUUUUCAACAACAUUGCCUACAGAGGACCAUCAGCCAACAGACUGUUCAGAGUUUCUCGGAGAGAACAUGGAGAUCCACAAAUCGAGGAGCUGAACGUCGGGGAGGCAGCGGAACCAGAGGGACGGGGAACCGGAGCAGCUGUGACUGAUUUUGAUGGAGAUGGACAGCUGGAUCUUCUGGUGACACAUGGGGAAAGUGCAGCUCAACCCAUUUCUUUGUAUCGAGUCACUCAGGGCUCAUCUAAUAAAUGGCUCCGUGUGAUUCCACGCACACAGUUUGGGGCUUUUGCUCGUGGGGCAAAGGUGAUCGUCUACACUAAGAGAAACGGCCCUCACACACGUAUUAUAGACGGAGGAUCGGGGUACUUGUGCGAGAUGGAGCCAGUGGCUCACUUUGGACUCGGGAAAGAUGUGGCCACCAGUGUGGAAGUCUUCUGGCCAGAUGGACGUUCUGUGGCUAGGCCUCUGGAGCCCAGUGAUAUGAACAAAGUGAUGGAGAUCUAUUACCCAGAGAAUGAGGAGGAGGCGACCCCAGCACUGGAGAUCGAGUGUGGACCAGGAUUUGAGGUCAAUGAAAACGGCCGUUGCACUGACCGAGACGAGUGCACACAGUUCCCGUCUGUCUGUCCCUCUGAGCGACCCGUUUGCACGAACACCUACGGGAGCUUCAAGUGCCGUGCAAACAAGAGGUGUAACCAGGGAUACGAGCCUAAUGAUGAAGGGACAGCAUGUGUAGCUCAGGUGGCUUAUUUUGGAGGAAACAAGUCCUCGGCCUCCAAACUCUUGGAGUCCCGUCUUUGGCCUCUCAUACUAACUCUCCUUGCUAUCUUUACUGCUUGCUUGGAGGCAUAAAGGGCAGUGCCUCCCCUCUCCUGACAUCUUUGCCACCCUGCUUGGUCUCAGAUUCUCUGCUUUCUUUUCGUUUUCGCACUGAGGUGUUUGGGAGUCAGCUGUAAAAUGAACUCUCCAUGGACCUGUCACUCCUGCAAUGUCGUCACUAACAGACAUGUAUAAAUAAUGCUCCGCUUUCCAUUUGGGAACCACAAAAGAUCCCUGUUUUUAGGACAGAACAAACAUUCUCACUCCAUCUAGACUGAGGAAAACUCAUUGACCUUCAUGUUCGUCAACUGUGAUGUGGGAUAAGAUAGUAAUUGUAGUGAUCUUUAUAAAAGGCCAUGUCCCAGCGUGUUACAGGCACAUAAACAGGCGAUGAUGAGUUCUAGCGCAUAAAGUCUCACGUGGACAGCAGCGUGUUAGCAGGUUUUUCAGGAGAGCAUAUGCCCAGCCAUCUGUUUCACACAAGGUUACAGUCCUUGUGCUCUAAAUAAUACAUUCACAUGAGAUUUGUACUGUACACUUUUGACCCUCACCAGUACUCGCGACUGCCCUCGGGAUUGGUGCAUGUUUUUGGCAUGGAUGAGUGUCACAAUACACAGUUUCAUUUAGCAAAAUGUUGUUCAGAUUUAUACACAUGGGAUUUCACUGCAAAAACAUAGACCCAGACCUUGUCAUGAGGUAAAACUUUUAUUAUUUUUAAUUUAAUUAUACUAUUAUAUACUUUGUCAGGUUCAAGUAUACUCUUAAAAAUAAAGGUUCCAAAAGGGUUUUUUUUUUAAUAAUCAUUUUAAUAAACAUUUUAAUAAUCUAAAGAACCAUUUUCUACUUUAAAGAACCUAUUGUGGAAUGGAAAGAUUCAAUGGAUUUUAAAGGUUCUUUAUGGAAACAUCAAUGCCAAUAAAUAACCUUUAUAUUUAUGAAUUUACUACAGUAUGGCAAGAUUUCAUUUGAGUUUUGGUUGUUGCUUUGUUUUUAUUUUAUAUUUUACGCUAUAUUUUUAUUUUAUUUUAUUUUAUUUUAUUUUAUUUUAUUUUAUUUUAUUUUAUUUCAUUUAUACCAUUACCAUAGCCAGAAAAUUAUUUUGUAUUUUAAAGUUAUAAUAUUUUAAAGCUCAAUACAGUAAUUUUCUGUAAAGAUAUCUUUUCCAGUGUCCAUGGCCAAUGUCCAAACAGGGAAAACAAACAAACAAACAAACAAAAACACCUGGAAUUUCUGUGCAAUAUUACAAGCCAAAUAUUAGUUUUCUGUGGGAAAUAGGUGGAAGUUUAAAGAAAUAGUUCACACAAACAUGAAAAUUGUCAUUACUCAUCUUCGUUUUGUUUCAAACCUGUAUACUUUUAUUUAUUUAUUUUUUUUUGUAGAAGAUCUUCACACAGCGUUUGUCUUUCAUACAAUGACAUAGUGACCAUGCCUGUGUCCAGAAAGCUAAAAAAGGAUCCCCAAACCCAUAAAAAUACCAUAAAACAGUCUGCUUGUUGAUAGUCCAUACAGUCUUCCUAGGCCAUAUGAUGGUUUUGUCUUCUUAAAAUUGAGGUUAAACCACUGGAGUCACAUGGAUUACUUUAAUGAUGUCUUUCCUACCUUUCUGGACCUUGAAAGUGGUAGUUGUGUUGGAUCUCUAUGGAGGGACAGAAAGCUCUCAGAUUUCAUUAAAAAAAUCUUCAUUUGUGUUCCGAAGAUGAACAAAGGUCUUACGGAUGUGGAACGACACAAGGGUGAGUAAUAAAUGACAGAAUCAUUUUUGGGUGAACUAACCCUUUAAGAAGUUUGCAAAGAUAGUACACAAGUCAUAUGGACCACCUUUAUGGUGUUUGGUUUUGAGUAAAUAUAUGGUAGAAUUUUAUUUUUAGAUGAACUAACCCUUCACUGGCAGUGGUUUUGAAUUUCCUUCUUAUUCUAAAAUGGUAGGCUCAGUAGUAAAUGCACCACUAGAUGUUAAUUUUUUUAUUCAUUUUUAUAAAUUGAUUUAAUUUUGCCUUUUCAACCCUAGUUAUAUUACAGCAUAUUACAGAAUAGAAUAUUACCCUAUAAUAUUACAGAUUCCUAUGCAGAAGAUUCACCAAAGGUUAAUGAACCAUGUGUGGUUCAAUGAAAAGGCAUUUUAAAAUGAAGUGCAAGCUCCGUUUGCAGAUUCAUUAGCUUUGGAUGUAAAUAUUGCUAUUUCCUAGAGAAUGCCCUUUACUGAAAUGAGACUGCUUAGACACAAUCGUCGAUUUUGAUUUCUGUUGCUACAGAGUUCAGAAUCCACAUUCGUUGCAUUUUUUAAACAUUGUAUGCUGUCAUAACUGGACUCAAUGCUUUUGAACAGCCGCCCAAGUAACAUUUGAUAUGAAUCCACUGUGGUCUGUGAUGGAGGUGUUAAAUAACUUCUGAACUGACUCAUGAUGUGUGCAUUGGCUAAAGACCCUUCAGUCUCUGGGGGAGAAUAGAUUCUCUUUAUUUUAUUACACUGUUGUAAUGUUCCAUGUCGAGACUCAGGCGGAACAUGGAGAGAAUGUCAGAUCUCAUAUGAGCUGACAGAUGCCACCUAUAAUUAUUAUUGAAAUGAUAAUGAUCUGUAGUUACAGAGCAGAUGAAAUCAAGCUCACCUCAGCGUCAUGGUUACAAGGAAAGGCACAAUGUAGAAUCUCAAGAAAUGCAUGUCAUGUUAAAGGGAUAUGUGAAACUAUGAUCUGUCUUCAUAUUUUCUGCCAAAGCAAAUUCUGUUGAAAAUACCAGCAUGAAUUUCUAUGCUAGUCCAGACUGGUUAGAGCGGCUUAACCAGCGUGAUUUGGUUAAGUUAGUUAAGAAGCCUGGUGGGCAGACCAGCAUGCAAAACACAGCAUACACUGAUGUUUUCAACAGUACUGAUCAGAUUAUAUGAUGAGCUGCACCUGAUGAUGAUGUCAUCUGUACUUUUAUGUAGAAAAGGUUUAUAUGGAAAUGGCACGCAAGUCUAUUACUUUCAGAGAAAAGAUGGCAAUGUUGACUUAAAAACAGGUUUGAUCCAGUACUUUGGUAUUUGAAUGAAUAGUUGCUCCUUUCUUUUGCAGAAAUCACUAUAAUUUGGGAUCCAUGUGUAAAAUAAAGUCAAUACCUUUUUCUGUCUUGGUGUUUGUCUUGGUUUUUGUCACGGCAAUGUUCAACAUCCAUGAGCCUCCCAGACUGAUAUAGAAACCUGUUUCUACCUUAAAGUAAAAAAAAAAAUACAAAGCUAGAUUUCUCUGUAAAGCAUAAUCUUUGUAACUUUCAUUGAGAGUAUUAAAUAACAUUACUACAUUAAAUACUUAGUGGCUUAUAAGUUAUUCAUUUCAAAAUGACUUACUAGGUAAAAAUGAACCAUCAUUUUAUAUAAGAUUUUGUGGUAACACUUUAGUAUAGAGAACACAUAUUCACUAUUAACUACGACUUUUCUCUCAAUAAACUCCUAAUUUAUUGCUUAUUAAUAGUUAGUAAGGUAGUUAAGGUUAGGUAUUGGGUAGGAUUAAGAAUGUAGGUUGUGCAGAAUAAGACAUUAAUAUGUGCUUAAUAAGUACUAACAGCCAAUAUUCUAGUAAUAUGCAUGCUAAUAAGCAAAAUACCCUAAAAUAAAGUGUUACCGAUUUUGUUUGUUUGUUGAGAAAUUAGUACUUUUAUUCAGUAAGCAUGCAUGGUAACACUUUAGUAUAGGGAACAUGUAUUCACUAUUAACUACGACUUUUCCCUCAAUAAACUCCUAAUUUACUGCUUAUUAAUAGUUAGUAAGGUAGUUAAGUUUAGGAUUAAGAAGGAUUAAGGUAGGAUUAAGAAUGUAGAAUAAGGUCAUGCAGAAUAAGGCAUUAAUAUGUGCUUAUUAAUUACUAAUAAGCAGCUAAUAUUCUAGUAAUAUGCAUGCUAAUAAGCAACUAGUUAAAAUACCCUAAAAUAAAGUGUUACCCAUGCAUUAAUUUGAUCAAAAGUUAUGGUUAAAGACUUACAUUGAUAUAAAAAUGAAUGUUUCAAACAAAUUAUGCUCUUUUGAUUUCUCAAAGAGUCCUGAAAAAACAUUUUUAUUACAUUUCCACAAAAAUAUUAAGCAGCACAACUGCUUUUAACAUUGAUAAUAAUCAGAAAUGUUUCUUGAGCAGCAAAUCAGCAUAUUAGAAUGAUUUCUGAAGGAUCAUGUGACACUGAAGAUGGGAAAAAUGACUUGUGAAAAUUCAGCCUUGCUAUCACAGGAAUAAAUUACAUUUUAAAAUAGAAAAUAGUUAUUUUAACUGGGAAUAAAAUGUCACAAUAUUACUGAUUUUACUGUGUGCUUGCUUAUGAUUAGCAUAAAAGACUUAUUUCAAAAACAAAAUCAUACCGACCCCAAACUGGUAUGAAUCCUAAUCUACAAACCCCAUGAAGUGGGGACUGCUGGUUGUAUUUGUAAUGAUUCUCACAAAACCAUCUAUUUUUAACAAAACAAAUAUAUACAUUCAUGAACCGAGUAGUUUAAAUGUUUAUUCAGUGCCUCAUCAUCUCCAAAGCAAACACAAACUCCAGCAGGUGUAUGGAGGGGUAACUUUGAAGAGAGAAGGUCUGUGUCUCAGACAGCGCUGGGUACGUUGGGUUACCCGAGGCUGUUACAGCUAUCUUUCUUGUAAAGGGCUCGCUCAGGUUUUCAGGACAUAUUUCAGAUUUUCAGACUCCAAGUUAGCCCAAGAGAUAAAUACUGUAGAUAAAGAAAGAGAAUUAAAAAAACUGAAAACUGGAGCGAGAUCAAAUCUCAGGAGAGGAAAGCAAACAGUCCUAGUCUGUUGAGAUCGCUGUGUGUUUGUUGUCUUUGAAUGCAACAUUGGAUUCCAAAGGCUGGGUCUGGGUUUAAAAGGGUGAAGGGUAAGGCGGGCGGCACUGGGCCUUAGUCUCAUGGUUCAGUACUAGCGGAACGUACUCGCUCACACCACUGACGUACCUGUUUAUCCAGGUGCUCUCCUCUUGCCAUUACUGGGCGACCAGCCAGCAAGGUAGAUGAGAAACGUGGUACCAGAUACUACACUGAAAGACAUCUCACUCAGGUCAGCUUCUCAUCGGGAUGAUUUUUAUGUCUUUUCCAUUUAUUAAAGGUACUAGCCAUAUCAUCAUGGUUUCAUGAGAAGUGAGAAUGACCUUACCAUGAAUACAUCUCUGUCUUUUUCACAUUGUGAGACCUGGUUUUAAGACAGUAAUGAAAAGUAUGGUUUUGUGAGACUAGUGAAAGUGAGUCAUCUAUAACUGAAUGGGUAUGGCCCUUCAAUUUCAGUGAAAAGCUGUUAGGGAAUACUAACUCUCUAUAUUCAUAUAAUUCAUAUAGCCAUGUUAUGAUAUUAAAUGUUUAAAAGCACAUAUGGGUCUGUUGUUUGAGUGCCCAUAUACUUGAUGGCUUUGGUGAAAGCAAGAAUAGAGUCAAAUUCAAAUUCAAAUCUAUUAUUAAUCUCCUGACCAGUUCUUCGGUUCUCUCUCACUGUUCUCUCCUGCUUCAAUACUGUGCUGUGCUGAUAAACUAUUGAUGGGGUUGAAAAAGAGCGGAGCACUUAGAUGUUGAAGAGAACGGGAUUCAAAUUGGUGCUGAUAGCUUGCAUUCUAGAUGUAGGAAUACUGUAGCUCAGUUUGGGAGGUCUGAACAUCACUGACUGCCAUUGUUUGCUGUCAUUGGCAUUCCUCACAUAGCAAAUAGGCCAAACCAAAAUGGCUCCUUCUCAUAAAUGAAGCACUUGAGGACACUUGGCUAUGAUGGAUUAAAGAAUUAAAACUUUUGGACUUUUUAUUCUACUCUCUGAUCUGGGUUGAUUUGUUUGGGCAUUUAUGAAACAUCGGCUUCAAUAAAGUUCUGAACACGGAUAGUUUUGGUCAGCUUUCAAGUAAUUCUCUUGCUUGAUGUUUUUGGAUAUUAAUGAUUCAUUUUUUUAUUUUAUUUUUUGCCAAUAUUCAUAUUAUUAUCCCAUUUUACAUUAGUUAACAUGAACAUUUUGUGCAAUGUUUUCAAUUCGGCGUGGCCGAAAGAUUAUUUUUAAAUGUCAAUGAGUCAUUGAACAAGUCAACAUCUUGCUUAGAUCACCAAACAACAUGCUUUAGCAUUGAAUUAGACCCUUACUGAGGAAAUAUUUCAAGGCAGCGGCUAUUUGCACUAAGUGCAAAUAGCAAUAGAUGCUAUUUACACUGUGUGCAAAUAGUGAUAGAUACUGUUUACACUAAGUGAAAAUAGCAAUAUAUUCAAUAUACACUAUGUGAAAAUAGCGAUAGAUUCUAUUUACAGCAUGUAAAAGUACAAACUGGGUUUGUACUUUUACAUGCUGUACAAAGUACAAAAUGUUGGGACGUUUUUUAAAUUUGAAUAAAAUGAAAACUAAAAGACUUUCAAAUCACAUGAGCCAAUAUAUUAUUCACAAUAGAACAUAGAUAACACAUAGAUAACUAAAUGAGCUCAUUUCAGGUUUGAUGCCUGCUACAGGUCUCAAAAAAGUUGGCACGGGAAACAAAUGGCUGAAAAACCAAGAAAUUUUUUAAAAGAUUCAGCUGGGAGAACAUCUAGCAACUAAUUAAGUUAAUUGAUAUCAGGUCUUAGAGAGGCAGAGUCUCUCAGAAGUAACGAUGGGCAGAGCUGUGAAAGAGUGCAUAAAAAGAUUGUGGAAUACUUUAAAAACAAUGUUCCUCAACAUCAAAUUGCAAAGGCUUUGCAAAUCUCAUCAUCUACAGUGCAUAGCAUCAUCAAAAGAUUCAGAGAAACUGGAGAACGACACUGCAUCACUCAUCGGCAUGUGCACUCAUUGACAUUGCUAAAUGGGCCCAGGAAUACUUCCAGAAGCCACUGUCGGUAAACACAAUCCGCCGUACCAUCUGCAGAUGCCAACUAAAGCUCUAUCAUGCAAAAAGGAAGCCAUAUCUGAACAUGAUCCAGAAGUGCCAUCGUGUCCUGUGGGCCAAGGCUAAUUUAAAAUGGACUGUUUCAAAGUGGAAAAGUGUUCUAUGGUCAGACGAGUCAAAAUUUGACAUACUUGUUGGAAAUCGCGGACGCCAUGUCCUCCGGGCUAAAGAGGAAGAAGACCUUCCAGCGUGUUAUCAGCGUUCAGUGCAAAAGCCAGCAUCUCUGAUGGUAUGGGGAUGCAUAAGUGCAUACGGUAUAGGCAGCUUGCAUGUUUUGGAAGGCACUAUGAAUGCUGAAAAGUAUUUAAAGGUUUUAGAGCAACAUAUGUUCCCCUCCAGACGACGUCUUUUUCAGGGAAGGCCUUGUGUAUGUCAGCAGGACAAUGCAAAACCACAUACUGCAGCUAUUACAACAACAUGGCUUCAUCGUAGAAGAGUCCGGGUGCUGAAUUGGCCUGCCUGCAAUCCAGAUCUUUCACCUAUAGAGAAAAAUACGUCAAAGACGACCACAAACUCUUCAGCAGCUGGAAACCUAUAUCAGGCAAGAAUGGGACCAAAUUCCAACACCAAAACUCCAGAAACUCAUAACCUCGACGCCCAGAUGUCUUCACACUGUUUUGAAAAGAAGAGGAGAUGCUACACCAUGGUAAACAUGCCCCCGUUCCAACUAUUUUGAGACCUGUAGCAGGCAUCAAAUUUGAAAUGAGCUCAUUUUGUGCCUAAAAUUGUACAAUUUCUCAGUUUAAACAUUUGUUGUUAUCUAUGUUCUAUUGUGAAUAAUAUAUUGGCUCAUGUGAUUUGAAAGUCUUUUAGUUUUCAUUUUAUUCAAAUUUAAAAAACGUCCCAACAUUUCUGGAAUUUGGGUUGUAUCAGUUCUUUGCAAUAAAAGUAAAUAGAAAUUAGAUGCUAUCUAUACUUCUUUAUUGGCAGAUACUAUUUGCAGCUCAGUACUUUUGUACAUUAACAAGAUGCAAUAAUAUCAUAGUGUGUAAAUUAUUAUAUUUAUUAAAAUUAUUAAAUGGAUGCUGCCUUAUUGGGAGAAUAAAAACACUCCCUACACCUUCCCCUAACCCUACCCAAUAAACACUUUUAAUAUUAUUAAACACUCGUUAGCAGUUUAUUUCCACAUUUAGAAUAUUAUUUUAAUUUUUAUUGAAAAUAAAUGCGAGCUCAGCAAAAGGCAGAUUUGAACUCACGUUGAUCGUGUUAAAAGUCAUGCGAGCCUUACUCACUACUGCUGCACCACUGAAGACAUUGACUUCCACACGUCCUUUUUAAAACUUGAGUGGCCCGACCAGACAUUGGUGGGCGGAGCUAGUGUAAAUAGCGUUUGCCAACAAGGUACACUAUUUGCACUUAGUGUAAAUAGACACUCCGAUAUUUCAAUGCUUUUGCGUUCUCUCUCAAAAGUUUUAAGUUCUUUGAGAAACUUUGCGUUCGCUCGCAAAGAUCGUAAAAGUUUUGCGUGCAAGUGCAAAGUUUCCUGGGGGAACACAAACAUUUUGCCAACUAACGCAAAGUUCUUGGGGGAACGUAAAACAUUUGCUAGAGAACACAAAGCAUUGACAUCAUUUUUCCUCCCAUCUCAUAUUUUUUUUUCCUUCACCAUGUCCCUUUAGGUGCUUCGUAAAUCAUUGCUAAAUAUAUCUGACAACAAAGCUUAUUGCAAAAGCACAUAUUUAGAUUCAGUGUACACUAGAUGUUACAUCCUACAACAGACACCACACAUUCAGUGCUAGUGUUUGAGGUUUAACACCAUUAGCCAAAGCCAACAAGGCCGGCUUUUGAAAGGAGA
This is a messenger RNA of Ctenopharyngodon idella (grass carp), 10605 nucleotides long. It is a transcript of the gene crtac1b, whose product is annotated as cartilage acidic protein 1b. The record is from RefSeq and is a predicted model, not a curated record. The coding region runs from base 48 to 2003 and encodes 651 amino acids. The transcript has 15 exons. Gene Ontology annotation, biological process: axonal fasciculation. Gene Ontology annotation, molecular function: calcium ion binding. Lineage: Eukaryota; Metazoa; Chordata; Actinopteri; Cypriniformes; Xenocyprididae.